UUUACGUCAUUUGGUAGUUGCUUUAAGGAGAAGGAUUCAGAGUUUGGAGAGAGAUUUAGAGGAGUGUCGAGAGAAUGCAGUAGAGCAGGUGCAGAGAAGAUGGUUGUUAGAACAACGGGCAAGUGUGGUGAAUUAUGAGGAGGAGUUGAGAAGGUUGCAAGAAGAACGAGGAGGGGAUAAUGAUGGGGAUAGGUUUAUAGAUUAUGGUCUUUAA
Dentiscutata heterogama is the source of this 214-nucleotide messenger RNA. NCBI's taxonomy places the organism in Eukaryota, Fungi, Glomeromycota, Glomeromycetes, Diversisporales, Gigasporaceae. The record is from the annotation of a GenBank genome assembly.